Messenger RNA from Zingiber officinale, 759 nucleotides. Its product is annotated as histone H2B.11-like. Gene Ontology annotation, molecular function: DNA binding; structural constituent of chromatin; protein heterodimerization activity. Gene Ontology annotation, cellular component: nucleosome. Bases 53 to 607 code for a protein of 184 amino acids. The record is from RefSeq and is a predicted model, not a curated record. NCBI's taxonomy places the organism in Eukaryota, Viridiplantae, Streptophyta, Magnoliopsida, Zingiberales, Zingiberaceae. The transcript has a single exon. Gene Ontology annotation, biological process: nucleosome assembly.
GUCCCCCGAUCAACAACCAAUCAGAUCACAGAUCCUUGGCCUAUAAAUAUCAAUGCAUCGAACCCUACUUGGUCCAUCGCUUCGGGUUUCAAAAUUCCCACCUACCCCUUCGAUUGUCGUUCUAAAUCGCUCGUUAGGGAUUGCGAUGGCGCCGAAGGCCGAGAAGAAGCCGGCGGAGAAGAAGCCCGCGGCCGAGAAGCCAGCGGAGGACAAGGAGAAGAAGGCCGAGAAGACCCCCGCCGGUAAGAAGCCCAAGGCCGAGAAGCGCAUCCCCUCCAAGGAUGCCGCCGCCGGUGGUGAUAGGAAGAAGAAGAAGAAGGUCAAAAAGGGGACGGAGACCUACAAGAUCUACAUCUUCAAGGUGCUCAAGCAGGUGCACCCCGACAUCGGCGUCUCCAGCAAGGCCAUGUCCAUCAUGAACUCCUUCAUCAGCGACAUCUUCGAGAAGCUCGCCCAGGAGGCCUCCAGGCUCGCUCGCUACAACAAGAAGCCCACCAUCACCUCCCGCGAGAUCCAGACCUCCGUCCGCCUUGUCCUCCCCGGGGAGCUCGCCAAGCACGCUGUCUCCGAAGGCACCAAAGCCGUGACCAAAUUCACCAGCUCGUAACUGAGAUUUGCUUUGUUGUUUCCUAGAUUUGCGUUGUGGUGUAGAAGCUUAGCAGAUUUCAAGCUUUGGUUUCCUCCUCCGUCAUUGUUCUAUGUUUCACAGCUUUCUUUGAUUUCGAUUUAUCCAAAAAUGGCUCUGUCUCUUCUUUUUCU